Molecule: messenger RNA, 537 nt
Organism: Mollisia scopiformis
Lineage: Eukaryota; Fungi; Ascomycota; Leotiomycetes; Helotiales; Mollisiaceae
Exons: 1
Coding region: 1-537 (178 amino acids)
Source: RefSeq, a predicted model, not a curated record
AUGCUGCUGGAAACGAGUGAGGAAAUAACAGACGAUGAUGAUUCGAUAACACUGCUUGAAACAAGAGCCGUGGUUGAGGCCACAGUCGUGCUGCUUACAAUGCUCUCGGUCAUGAUGCUGCUUGACGAAAUUCCUGAUGACAGGCUUUCUGAAACAGAGGCCGAUAUCGAGCUGACCAGGCUGCUUUCCACAACCGAGGUUGAAACAACGCUCGAUGAUGGAAGUACAGUGACGGAUGGUACAGACGAUGAUGAGACGGCGGAGCUGAAUACAGAAGAUGUCUCGCUUACGAGGCUGGUAGAUGGUAGGAUGGACGAAAUCACACUGCUAGAUACAACAGACGAUGACAGAACCACAGAUGAUGUCUCUGAUAGAACUGGCACGGUGCUGGAGAUCAGAGACGUGGAGAGUGUCUCUGAUGAAACAGAUGAUACGCUUGAAACCAUUGUAGAUGACAGCAUAACUGAUGAAGCCAAGGUGCUGCUUUCCAGAGAAACUGUCGAGGAGACAGAGACCAAUGAAGAAACAGAGGAUUGA